AUGACAUACCGGGGCUCCUUGCCUUCGGGGCAGGCCUUCAGUGGCCAGCAGCACGUCCCCCAACCCUACCACGAUCCCUACGGCAAUAGCAAUGGCAAUGGCGGCGGGAGUGGGAAUGGCCAGAACCAAAACUACGCGAACGCUGCAUACGGCAGUCACGGCCAAGUUCAACCGAUUCACGGCAGUUACCACCAUCAACCGCCUGCCCAAGCUCCGGCUCCUAUCCUUCCUGCGCCUACGCCGAUGAAUAUGCAGGCGAACGGAUAUGGGCAGUUCCCUGCGUAUGGCGGCACCUUCCCGCAGCAGCAACAACAGCAGCAGCCGCAGUACCCCCACCAUCACCAACUCCAGCAGCCCUUUCCUCACGGGAAUACGAUGAACGUACAGUUUGCGCCUCCUCAUUCGCCCUUUGUUCAAACCACACACGCCUCUCGUUCUCCUGCGCUUGCGCCUGCACCGACACCGACACCGACGCCGCCAAUUUACGCUGAGUAUCAGCCAACGCAGCAGCCGCAGCAGCCGCAACAUCAACCGCAAUUUCAACCUCACUUCCAGCAACAGCCUCAGCCGCCGCCUCAAACACCGCAGCAGCUGCAGCAGCUACAGCAACAGCGUAGCCCCCAAGUCUUUCCGGCGGUACCGCAAUAUGCGCAGUUCUCUCAGCCGCCCAUGGGUCAAUCUCAGGCCGUGCCAGUCCUGAAUCAGACUUUCGCAGAGCCUUCUCCAGUUCAACCGAGUCCCGAGCCUCACUUCACAAACUCGCCAACUGUACAGCCGGCACGAUCACCUAGCAUAGCUAGAAAGUCACCUGCGAUAUCCUCGAUGAACUCUCCGGCCAUAUCUUCUAGAGGCUCUCCCGCCUUAUCGACGAAAGCAAGGUCUUACGACACGACGACGAUCCUUGUUCACGUGGCAGAAGAGUGUUUCGAGAAGGCGCGCCGUGGUGUACAAAGAGUAGCGGUAUCUGGGUCAGACGAGCAACUACGCGAGUACCAAAAGUUGAUUACAACUGGUCUGGCAUGUCUCGAGGCUGCAUUCCAAAGCAAUCGUCUGUCUCCGAGACAAGAGGCGAAAGCAAGAUUGAGAUAUGCGUCUAUAUUGUGUGAUGAGACUGAGAAUCUUCAAGAGGCAGAAACAGCCUUGAGCAAGGGCAUCACUAUCUGUGACAAGCAUAGAUACGCCGAUCUCAAGUACUGUAUGCAAUAUCUUCUGCUUAAGGUACUUUUUCAGAGGAACCAGAAGGCAGCGUUCAUCGCCGUUGACAAAAACAUUGCGGACUGUCUCACGUUCAAACAUAUACACUGGGUUUACGCCUUUCGUCUAUUGAAGGCUACGUUCCAUGUCCAUGCGGGUAGUCCACCCGAUGCGGCAGUGCUGGACAACUUGCGCGCUCUUGCCGUUUUAGCGGGCGAGCGAGGGGAUAACGCCAUGGUUGUCUUCGCCUCCCUCUUGGAAGGCUUGUCGGUGCUGAGGAACAUGCGCCCUGACACCAUCGAACGAGUGCAAACUUGUCUGGCGCAAGCCACUAAGUUUCAACUGGAUCCCUCCGUUCAGAUUCCGCAGCUGGAUGUUUUGAUGCUGUUGCUCGACCUUGCGUGUAGCAUGCACCAGAAAACGCCCGAUAUCUUGAUUCACAAACUGAGAACACUUCAAGCAAAGCUUGAUGCAAACUUAGGAUCCCAAACCUGGACCGAUCUAAACCCCGAGAUCUUGAUCCCUGUCAAGAAGCACAACUCAACCUCGGCAACCCUCAGCGAUGAUACCUCUGCAAUCCUCCGAUCUGGGCCAGCAAACGGGCAACACGACUACAUUGUUAUGACUUUCCUGAACCGACUGGAGAUUAUAGUAUUGACCUAUACAUUCAGUGGUUUAGCCGGCAUGUAUCGCCCUGGUUCGGAUCCUAAGAGGAGUCACGAAUUCUGGAAGGAGGGAUUCGAUGUAUUGGCAAAAUGGAACAAGGAGAUAGCCCCCAGUGUUCCUGCAGCAUCCCUACGCGAGUCGAUGGAGCAGGCUAAAUGGAGGACCGAAAUCUUCUGUUACUUACAAGCUCUGACGGGGCUGUACUUUGCAACCCACAGUCAAUGGCCAAAAGUCGAACAGUGCGUGGCACAACUGCAGCAGGCUAUCACACCAGCUGUGAACGAAAUCUUUAGCGUAUUCUCACUAUACCUCUCCGGGGUCUAUCAUCAAGGCACCGGUGAUUUGGAGACUGCUCUAUUGUUGUUCGAAGACGAGAGGUUGGGUAUCGAUGCAGGCCGUGGGGGUUCAGGUGGCAGAAAACCUGCUAAGCUGGAGCUGUGCAUACUUGCUGCGCUGAACCGUAUCUGGAUCCUUCAAGAUUCAUCUUACCGCGACGAGAUGACAUCUACUGAGCUAUUGGACCAGUUGCGGCCGAUGUGUACGGAACACCAAGAUCCAGACAUCCGUACCGCCUUCAAUCUCGUACAGGCAACGGCUCAGACGAUGCCCCCGCCAUCUAUGCACCAAAUCAAAACGAGUAUAACGAACUCGUUGAAUGGGUCUCGGGUGACAGGUAACACGCACUGUCUGGCGAUAGCCCUCAGCAUCAUGCGGUCCAGACUGUUCGAUAAUGUAGUGGGCGAACAAGCUCUGAAAAGCGCAAGGGCAGCCUCGACACAGGCGAAGCGGAGUGGAAACUUGCUUUGGAUGAGUGUGGCGGACGGUAUGCUGGCGGAUUCUUUUGAAGUCCAAGCACUCUUUGCAGACGCCGAAGCAGCGCGGCAUACAGCCACGGACUAUGCGUCUCACGCAUUCACUGGGAAGGAGUAG
Colletotrichum abscissum is the source of this 2790-nucleotide messenger RNA. RefSeq names its product mitochondrial membrane protein Pet127. Gene Ontology annotation, biological process: mitotic sister chromatid cohesion; maintenance of mitotic sister chromatid cohesion. NCBI's taxonomy places the organism in Eukaryota, Fungi, Ascomycota, Sordariomycetes, Glomerellales, Glomerellaceae. The record is from RefSeq and is a predicted model, not a curated record. The coding region runs from base 1 to 2790 and encodes 929 amino acids. Gene Ontology annotation, molecular function: double-stranded DNA binding. The transcript is spliced from 5 exons. Gene Ontology annotation, cellular component: SMC loading complex; chromatin.